AUGGUUGUAGCUUAUGCAUUCAAUCAAUGGCCUUAUCGAUUGAGGUUCUAUAGACCUCAAAAAUUGAUCUAUAAAAACAUUAAAGUCAGUAUCAAUGAUGUGGACAUAUUCAGAGUAGGAAGCACUAAUAUUCAAGAAGUUGAGAAUUGCCAAGCCAUGGAUGGUUCUAAGGAGAGAUAUCUAAUUCUACGGAGGAAGAAGAAGAAUCGAAUACUAAAAAAAACAAUAGAGACAAGAAAUCUCCAAAAAGAGGAAGAUGUUACAAAUCUACCCGAGAAAGAAAAGCACAUUAAGAAGGAUAUAGAAGCAGAAGAGGAUUUAUCGAAGGAUAAACGAAGAAACAAGUACAACCAGUUUGACUCACUUUUGAAAGAAGAGUCAAAAAUAAGAAGAGAUCCAAAACAUGCAGAUACUCGUGUACAUUGUUUACUCUACUUCAUUCCCUCUACUGGAAAUGGCCUCACCCACAGGGACCUAUGUUUUCUAUCGAGAGUGAAUAAUCUCGUCAAUGUCAUACCUGUUAUAAGCAAGGCUGAUGGAUUAACUACUACAGAAACUGAAAAAAAUGAAGAGUUUCUUUCUCAAUCUAUUCUAGACCUAAAACUGAACUCAGUAGUUCCAUUUACCAUCAUUAAUCCUGAGGAGUAUUCCAUCGAUCGGGUGCGUAUGCAUGCGUGUGGCCCAAUAGAGGUGGAUAAUCCUUCAAAUAAUGACUCCAGCAUAAUUCGUGAAAUUAUUCUAAGCAGCCAUCUAGAUACACUUAUUGAGGUGACUAGCAGUGAGAUUUAUGAAAAUUAUCGUAUGGAGGUUCUAGAAUCUAUGGCAGAUCAAUAA
Molecule: messenger RNA, 834 nt
Organism: Medioppia subpectinata
Lineage: Eukaryota; Metazoa; Arthropoda; Arachnida; Sarcoptiformes; Oppiidae
Source: the annotation of a GenBank genome assembly